AAUCAUUCCAUUUUUAUCCUCUGGCCAACGCCGCAAGCUAUGAAGAGAAUCCCCUUCCCAUGAGUGGUAUUCCAUCACCAAGUGCCCUAGACAGGGGGAAUCGUUUUUGCAUUUUUGGUUGCAUUUACUCCUCGUCCUCCUCAUCCUCACCCCCCUCACCGCCAGCAGCGGCGGCGGCCUUCUUUCUGCGGACACGGCCGGGACGGCCACCACCGAAGGGCGAGGUAAGAGCGAAGUCGAUGUGCUUCUGGGAGUCGAGACGGACGAUGAAAGAGGGAACGUUGACGAUCUGCUUUCCGACUCGGAUGUGACGCUGGCGGAUCAGAACACGGGCGUGGUGGAUAGACUUGGCAAGACCGAGCUUCCAGACACAGGUCUGGAGACGGCGCUCAAGGAAAUCCUCGAUCUUAAGAGCCAGGACGUAAUCGAGCUUCAUGCGGGACUCGUCAAGGACACCGACACGGACGAGACGUCGAAUGAGGGCAUUGCCUUCGAAGAGACGCUUGGGGUCCUUCUCGUCGAGGGUAAGAAGCUGACUGUAAAAUUGGUUAGAAGACUCUUCCUCAUCAGCGCACACAAAAAGUGCAAAGGUUUACAUACCGAGCAGCACGACGGAUCUUGGACAGAGUCAGACCGACUCGCCAGACCUCACGCUUGUUGCGCAGGCCAUACUCGCCGACGAGCUUCAACUCGGAGUCACUAUUGUUUUUCGACUCGAAGGGUCGGCGGGGGACACGGGAGGUCUUGGAGUGGGCGCGGGGAGGCAUCCUGAAGACUUUGUUAAUUGAUAUUCUUUGGUGAUGCACUCGUGGCGGCGGUGAUAUACUCACUUGACUUGCUCCUUGGGUGUUCUGCGGGAGUUGAACUUUCUCACAAGACACGAAUCGUAGCAAAAUGUGCGGACAGAAAUUUGGCGGAGCUAGCGGUCACGUGCGCCAGCUGAACCCUAAGACGCAGGUGCGACCCAACCCACAAUCGCCCUUGCCCUACUGAGGUGGGAAAAAACUUUCGGAAAAUCUGAGGUCCCGCUCCCACAAGGCCGCCUUCGAGAAAUCCACAACACCAAAGCGAAGGACUUCACCAUCUCUUUCGCCAACCACGACUACUAACCCCAACCCGACCGGUACCGGCAUAUCACAUUCGAGAUGGGUCACUCCUACGGAAAGAGAGCGGGCACCCGCUAUGCCUUCAGCCGGGACUUCCGCAAGAAGGGUAUGAUUGCCCUGAACACCUAUCUCCGACAGUACCGCGUUGGUGAUAUCGUCGACAUCAAGGCGAACGGUGCCGUCCAGAAGGGUAUGCCCUUCAAGGUGUACCACGGCAAGACUGGUGUCAUCUACAACGUCACCAAGUCUGCUGUCGGUGUCAUCAUCUACAAGCAGGUGAAGCACCGAUACAUCGAGAAGCGAAUCAACGUCCGAAUCGAGCACAUCCAGCAGUCCCGAUCUCGUGAGGACUUUCUCAAGCGAGUCAAGGCCAACGCCGAGGCCAAGAAGGAGGCCAAGGCCAACGGUACCGUCGUCCAGGUCAAGCGUCAGCCCGCUGGACCCCGUGAGGCUCACACACUGUCGCUCGCCGACAACCCUCCUCAGACCGUCACUCCUCUUCCCUACGAGACUACGAUCUAAAAGAAAAGAAUUGCGGGGUUGGUGGUGCUGGCUUCUAUUUACCUGGGGUAUUGCGUCCGGAUGGGAAACUCUGCAUGGCAAGGGCUUGCAUUUUGAUGUCCAUAGGCAAUGAGACCAAAAAAAGACAUCGUUUGAAGCAUGCCGCUGUCUGUAUCUGAAGAUACCUUAAGUGAAAUGUGCCUGGCCCAUAUAAUGGGCAUGGCGUCUGCUUGACGUAUGAAUGAACUGACGUUUCUCCAUCAUUCAUUCCGUGUGAUUGACCGA
This is a messenger RNA of Fusarium odoratissimum NRRL 54006, 1892 nucleotides long. Its product is annotated as 50S ribosomal protein L21e. Gene Ontology annotation, cellular component: cytosolic large ribosomal subunit; ribosome. The coding region runs from base 1146 to 1628 and encodes 160 amino acids. The record is from RefSeq and is a predicted model, not a curated record. Lineage: Eukaryota; Fungi; Ascomycota; Sordariomycetes; Hypocreales; Nectriaceae. Gene Ontology annotation, molecular function: structural constituent of ribosome. The transcript has 4 exons. Gene Ontology annotation, biological process: translation.